Lasiosphaeria miniovina is the source of this 615-nucleotide messenger RNA. RefSeq lists its product as uncharacterized. The transcript has a single exon. The record is from RefSeq and is a predicted model, not a curated record. NCBI's taxonomy places the organism in Eukaryota, Fungi, Ascomycota, Sordariomycetes, Sordariales, Lasiosphaeriaceae. The coding region runs from base 1 to 615 and encodes 204 amino acids.
AUGGAGGAGAAGAAGCCUUCGGCUGAGUCUGAGAAAGUGCAUCGACGCAGCAAGAGGACGUCGUCCAAGCCCCCUUCUCCGUCUCAGAGGCUGCAGCGUGCUGCCGCCAUGCGGCGACAGCGUCUGGCGGAAAACACAUCUCAGAAUAUUUUCGAGCCAGGCGACAAGAAGAAGCCCCCAGCCGUCGCCUCGACACCCGUAGUACCGCCCCGGAGACCAUCGGCAAGGUUGGUGGUGCUGGAGUCGAGUAGCCAGAGAACGUCGUCAAAGUUCACAAGCGGAGAAGGGAGUAUGGCUCCUGCCCAAGACGACAGAGACAUUGCCGACAAGGACAUUCUUAAGGGCUUGAAGAUCAUCUGCGCUGCAUCAGCAGAUCCGGACCUCGAUAACUGGAUCCGCUGUAAGACGGGUCUGCGGCUGCGUCGGUUCCUGGCCGAUCUCAAGACAUUCGACACGCUGAGUGAAGAGGGCAAAUCUGCGGUAGAUGAGCAGCGGGCGAGGCGGCGGCGUGCAGAGCGGCGACGUCUGCAGGCCGAGAGGGGCGCUGCCCGUGAGGUGGUGGCGCAGAGGUCUAUGAGGAUCCAGGCACCGCCGCCGCCAGGGCCGGCUGGCUAG